AUGUCUCAAUCUCAAACGUUACCACUCAAGAGACAACAAGGUGAAAACCCCUCAGAUGAUGCUUCCACUGCUAUCAAACCUUCUCGCCUCAAAAUUUCAUUACCCUUUGAAGAUAGCGACAAAAAGAAUCUUGACAAGAGGGUCAAAGAUGUUGAAAUUUGUGUCCCUAUAGUUUAUGGGACUAUUGCAUUUUAUCUGGGUAGAAAGGCUAGUGAGUCUCAAUCUCAUAGAUGGACUGUUUAUGUACGUGGAGCUUCUAAUGAAGAUCUUAGUGCAGUGAUUAAGAGGGUUGUCUUUCAGUUGCAUCCUAGUUUCAAUAAUCCUACAAGAAUUGUUGAAUCACCCCCUUUUGAAGUAACUGAAUGUGGUUGGGGUGAAUUUGAAAUUGCUAUCACCCUCUUUUAUCACAGUGAUGUUUGUGAAAAACAGUUGGAUUUGUAUCACCAUUUGAAAUUGUAUCCUGAAGAUGAGUCUGGUCCGCAGACUACCAAGAAACCUGUUGUCAUUGAGUCUUACAACGAAGUUGUUUUUCCUGAACCCACGGAAGGUUUUCUUGCACGCAUUCAGAAUCAUCCUGCUGUUGUUGUUCCUAGGCUACCGCCUGGUUUGAAUUUACCGAACCCGGUACCGAUUGAUCAUAUGAAUGACAAGCAAAGAGGCGACACGAAAGAUCAUCCACUGAGCCAGUGGUUCCUGAACUUCUCGGAGGCCGAUGAGCUCUUAAAACUAGCUACAGCUCGCCAACAGGUGCAAGCUCACAUUGUUAAGCUACGAAGGCAACUGAAUUCGUUGGAAGGACAGUCGAAACAGCCUUCUGGUUAUGAAUGUACAUGA
Molecule: messenger RNA, 834 nt
Organism: Vicia faba (fava bean)
Lineage: Eukaryota; Viridiplantae; Streptophyta; Magnoliopsida; Fabales; Fabaceae
Source: the annotation of a GenBank genome assembly